AUGCGCUUUUCUUCUCUCUUCAGCGCGGCCGCGCUCUUCUUCCACUCUGCUCUAGCCGACGUCCCGCUCAUCACAAACGCAACCGAAUACAUAGAUCUGGCCAACUCGCAAGGCGGAUUUCCCAGCCAAACAUUUCGCUCUUCAGCCAUUGUUGCCCCCAUCUUCUUCGUAAACAAGUGGGAAAAAGAUCAAGUCGACAAUGCAUCAUAUAUCUUUCUGGGUACAGUUUACGGAGAAUGGAAAGCAGGGCCCAUGAUAUUCGACGCUCGCGAUAUGAGUCUCAUAUACGCAGAUCAAAGAUAUGAAAAUACUUAUACAUCAAACGUACAUACCAUCAACGGCUCACGCUAUCUUGCCUUCUGGGAGGGCGGUCAUACGCGCGGCCACGCCAAUGGAAACUGCCUCUUCUUCGACCAAGACUACAACCUCAAAUACACCGUCACGGCGCAAGGGCUCGGCGAUGCGGAGGCCGAUAUGCACGAGCUUAGUGUUACGAAAGACGACAGCGUUAUUUUUUCAACAUAUUUUAAUAUUCCUUAUGAUUGCACCUCUGUGGGAGGACCCGACAACGCCCUUCUCAUGGACAGCGGCUUCCAGGAGGUCGAUGCAGCAACCAAUCAGUUAGUCUUCGACUGGCAUGCCUCCAGAUUCUUUGAUAUAAGCGACUCGUUCGCCUUAUACAACGAAGAUUAUGGUGUCAGCCCGGACUCUGGCUUUGACUUUUUCCACAUAAACUCUGUACAGAAGACUGAUGACGGCAACUACCUCGUCUCUAGUCGCCACCUCUCCCUCCUCACUCUUAUAGACGGCAAAGACGGCCACCCAAUCUGGAUACUCGGCGGCAGGAAGAACCAAUUCACUGACCUCUCCAACGGCGAAGCCACCAACAUCGGCUGGCAGCACGAUGCCCGCAUCCUUCCCUCCGACAACCCGAGCGAGACUCACAUCACCCUCUUCGACAACCACGGCGAAUACAGCGGCGUCUGCCAGGAAAAAUGCCAAAGCCGCGCUCUCCACAUCGCUGUUGACCCCGUCGCCCUCACCGCCCGAGUAGUCAGUCAGUUCUUCCACCCAGAAAAUAUCGACUCCGGCGCUAUGGGAGGAUACCAAACGCUCGGCAGCGGGAAUGUCAUGACAGGAUGGGGACAUAAUCCCGGCUUUGUAGAGUAUAAGAGUGACGGAACGCCCGUGAUGGACUUCCAGAGAGGAAUCAUUGGCGGCGAGGUGUUGGCAGACAUGUUCGCCUACAGAGUGAACAAGGGAGACUGGACCGGAAGGCCACCGUGGCCACCGACUGUGGCUGCUGAUGCACCUAAUGCCAGCACGAUAGAUGCCACCGUUUACGUUUCAUGGAACGGUGCAACAGAUGUAUCCUCAUGGGCCAUAUUUGCCUCCGACGAUCACAAGACCAUAAGCAACUAUACAAAUCUCAUUGCCGAAUCUCCUCGGCAGGGAUUUGAGACCGUUAUCCCUCUCACAACAAAAGAUAUCGCUCGUCGGUACCUCGCCGCAGCAGCGGUAUCUUCCUCCGGCAAUGUCCUUGGCUCAACGGUCGUCAUCGACCUUGCAAACGAUGGCCAGCCUGCUAUAGUCACAAGCGAUAUAGUUAGCUUGAAGCCGCCAUCCCCCCCUCCUCCUCCGCCACCCGCAUCACCGCCGCCGCAAUCAUCUCCAGUACCACCGACGCCUCCAUCGCCGCCUUCACCGCCAUCACCGUCAGCCUCAAUCUCUUCCGAAGAACAAAGUCUCAGCACUGGCACGUUAGGAGUGAUGGGUGGCUCAGUAUUUAGCGUUGUGGGCGUUUUUUAUGCAGGAGCAUUCUAUUGGCGAAAGAGAGCAAGAUCAAAGCGUGGCCAUGGAGAAGAAGGAUACAGAAUGGUUGAUAGGGAAGACUAA
Messenger RNA from Trichoderma gamsii, 1896 nucleotides. RefSeq lists its product as hypothetical. The record is from RefSeq and is a predicted model, not a curated record. Lineage: Eukaryota; Fungi; Ascomycota; Sordariomycetes; Hypocreales; Hypocreaceae. Bases 1 to 1896 code for a protein of 631 amino acids. The transcript is spliced from 3 exons.